AUGCUGCGGCGGAAAGCGCCGGCGCGGCGGCGCGGGCGCCUGGCGGCGUUGAAGCGCGCCGCUGGCCGCAAGGUCACCGUGCUGCGGAACGCGGGGCUGCCCCCUAGCGCCGGCCACGGCGCGGGCGUCGUGGGCAUCUCCGACGAUGAGUUGCAGCGGCUGCGGGCCGGGGCCAGCCGGCUGGCGGGGGCGCGGCCAGGCCCGUCGGGCGCGACGAUCUACCCGGCCACGCAGCAAAGGGCGAGGUUUGAUCCAGUCUACGAGGUGGCGGUGGCGCUCGUGGUCAGGUACUCCAGCUGGGUCUGGGGGCAGAGGGCAUCUCAGCGCGCGCGGGCCUCCAUCGCGCAGCGGAUCGGCUGGUACAUGUGGUUUAGCCUGGUGCUGGUCACUGACGAGGAGCAGCACAUCAACCUGCUCGCCACCUCGCCGUCGGACCUCAAGCCUUACCUCGUCGAGGGGGUCAGCCGUUGGCAAGGGCGACGGAUCCUGAGCCACUUCGGCGGCGCGCAUCCCACGGGGCUGAUCUGGACGCGGACCCUGAGGCUGUGCGCGGGUGGCAAGGGCGCAGCUGUCGCCAAAGGGCCUGCUGCCACCGGCCUCAGGAUCCACUGGGCAGGCACGCCGUGGACCAGGCAGGGGCAGCUAGACGUUGGGGUCGCCCCCGAUGGCAGCUGUCUGGCGUGCAGAGCGGAGGCGGGCACCCCUGGUCAAAGGCUCCACGACUGCGGGGCCCUGCUGCGCGCGCGCCAGGCUAGCCCCCCUGGAGGCAGCGAGCUUGGCACGGCAUGUUUCGUUGCGAAUAGGUCGUCGGUAGAGCAGGACGUCCUCCCUGACCGAUUGCAGCAGAUGUGGACUACUAUGCGCGACAAGGGCCUGCAGGCAGGCGGCGUGGUGGUCGCGGACUUCAGCGGGUUCGCGCAUGAGAUCGGGCCCCCCGCGCUGCCGCCGCGCGCGCCGCCUGCGGCCGACGAGGCGGGGGUCAGGCUCCGGGGUGACUGGGGCGGCACGAGCGACGAGCAGCGCGGGAACAUUGCGUUCACUGAUGGCUCGGGCCUCGCGAGCAGCAUGGCCCAGCUGGUCACCGAGCUCCUAGGGCAGCAGGCGCGAUUCGUGGCCACUGGCCUGCCGGCGCUGGGCCAGGAGGCUAGCAGCUGGGGGCCAGGGCCGGAGCGAGCCAAGUCGGUGCACGCCACGGUGUGGAGGCACCUGCGGCAGCAGCCAUGCCGCCCCGAGGUGUUCUGGGUCCCCGCGCGCCAGGACGUCGACGGGCACCUGGCGGCGGGGUUUCACCCAGUGCUGUACGCGGGCAACCUGUGGGUGCACACGGAGUUCUACGCCAUCGAGGUGCAGUACUUUCAAGCAGAUGGCGGACUACAUCGGAUGGGACAUGCAGCGCUGCCUGGCCAUGGGGACUGGGCCCCCGAGGCGCGCGACGUGCCCGCGGCGCCGCCGCCGCCGCCCGUGCCGAGGCUGACGGCGGUGGAGCACCCCCUGGUGCGCGCGCAGGGAAAGCACGGAAUGUUGUGCACUGAGCGCGGGCGCCGAUCCCGUAUUGAGGCAGGUGCGGCGGCGCAGCAGUUUGUCAGGUCGAGCUGUUUGCUGACGCCGCUGGCACGCCUCAGGGCGGCGGCUGAGGCGGCGCAUUUCGGUGCGGGGCCAUGCUGGAUGGGCGACGCCGAGGGCCCGGGUGCUGAGGCGCGGCAGCAGUGCGACGGUGGCAAGCCUUGCAAGCUGGCGCAGAGGCGUGCUGCGGGCCGCCCGCCGACAAUGGGGCACCGCCAGCGCACCUACGUCAGCAACCUGGCGGCCAGGAGGGGCAGGCUGCUGCGUGGUCUGGACCCCAAGACGAGCAGGUCAUGGGCUACGGGUACGCUGGCGCACGACGAGCGCAGUUCGGUCGACGACAGCUCCGAGGAGGGCACCGACGAGGCGGUCGUGGCCCAUGGCUAUGCGGAGGCCCCGCUGGCGGACGCGCAGGGGACCGCGACGCGCGGGCGCUGCGGCGGCGCGUUGCGACUCGCGAGGCUGGCUUGGCAGGCGUUGCCGCUGGUGGGGGCGGGCAGUGUUCCCACGGCGCAGGUCUAUGAGGCGUUGGCCGACACGGGGUGCGUUGCUGGUGAUCGCGCCGAGUCAUGGGCAGUGCGGAGGCAGGCACUGCUGCGGCGGCCCCAGGCGCGGGCCGAGCGGCUCUGCGGCGGCGUUGGGGCUGUCCCCAGGGAGGCGCCCGCGGGUUUUGCCGCGCGGCUGCGGCGGCGCGGCGUCCGCGUGGCGCUGCCGCCGCCCAGGGCGGCCCUGCCGCAACGGCUGCCGCGGCCGCUGGCCUUGGAGCGCAGGCUGGGCCGCUGGGGGCGGUGGUGGAUCGAGCCGCUGCUCGACGCCGACGGCGCGGCCAGCGACUGGCUCGACCAUUGCGUCCCGUACGCGGAGGCGGUCCUCGCCCAGCCCAGGUGGCGGCGUUUCCCCAGGGCGAUGGACAGCGCGGCCCAGCAGCUGGCGGAGGCGCGGUGCCGCCGCGCAUGGCGCCGCGGAGCGAGGGUGCGCGGUACCUGCGCCAGGCGUCGCUUGGGCCUCGCGCUGAGCCAGCGGUGCGCCACCGACAGCAUGCAGAGGGCGUUGCCUGAGCGCGCCCUGUCGUUGUCCCUCUGCGCGCCCAGCGGCGGCGGCGGCGCGUUGCGCUGGCCGCAGGCCGCAUUCCCCAGGGCCGCCGAGGACAAUUUCCUCGACCUGGCCGGCCCGCGCUUCGAGAACUUGGGCGCCGUCUCCUGGAAGGAGGCGUCCAGGGAGUACGCCGAGCGCUUCACUGGGGAGCGGAACCCGACCAAGGUCAAGGUCCGUUGGGACGACGCCUUCGUGUACAUCGGCGCCACGCUUCGCUCAAGGCACGUCGCCGCCACGGUGGCCGGCCACUGCGACGAGCUGGAGAGCAGCGUUUGGAGAGACACGCCAGUGUUACCGUAUUUUGACGACGACUUCGAGGUCUUCGUUGACGCCUCGCAGGACAAUUAUUUUUACGUGGAGUACGAGAUGAACGCCAGGAAUGCGUCCUACGGCACGCUGUGGUCUCUGCCGCAGGCGGGCUUGGGCAGCGUCGCCCCAGAGUGUGGCGGCGGGAGCUCCGCAAGGAGGAGCUGCUGCAACACCACCUGGAAUGGGGGCAGGAGCCUCUGCGACAAGGGCGUGGAGUCCGAGGCGGCCGGCUGGACGAUGGAGAUGUUCGACGCCUCGCGGCGGCCGGGCGGCGGGAUGUUGUCCGCCGCCCGCAACGGCACCGACGGCUGGUCAUUGGAGAUACGGUUUCCUAUUCUGUCGACCGGCGACCAUGGAGGGUUGAUAAAUCUGGCGCCUGGCUCGCACUACCCUGGCCAGGACCCGAGGGAGUUCGACCCCAACCGCGGGCAGCGCUUCUGGUGGGCCACCUUCGCCAACGCGCUGCAUGCUCCGUGGUGGAGCACGCUGACGUCGGCAGAUGCUGGAGACCCAACGCGCAUCAAGUCGUUGUGCCAGCAAGUUCUCGCCGAGGACCUGAGGCGCAACGGGUAUUCCCAGUUCCUGAUCGACGCGAACAACGCCGCCCCCACCUGCUACUACGAGGCAGCGUCGCAGCACCUCGGGGGGCACCAGUACAUGCACAACCCGGACAACUUCGGGUACCUGCAGUUUGCCGCGCACGGGGAACCCCGGUGCAGGAACGUUCAGUGGCCGGCGCGCUUCGUGCUGGCCAUGGUCUACCAGGCGGAGGUGCAGUGGCUCACAAACGUCAGUCUGGGCAACGGCUCCUACUCGACGAGCGUAGCGCGGCUCCUGUCGCCCGACGCCUGCACCAUCGAGAACGCCUGCAACGCGACGGCGCUGCAGCAGGCCCUGCAGCACGUCAGCCUCAAGGUCGACGCCGCCGAGGGCGAGAAGGCCGGGGGCUGCGCCCGCUACGCCGUGGGCGCCUGGCAGACGCCCAACUGGACAGGCGGCCCUUGCUUCAGCGCCAGCGUGGAGUAUGUCGUCCGGAACAGGGCGGACCCCGCCGAAAGCCGCACCGUGGCCGGCACCAUCAACGAGGCCCCCCCUCCCCCCCCCCCGCCAGUGUCGGCCAGCGGUGGGACGGCGCGGACUCCGGCUGGUUAUGCCUGGACGGCGUCGACGUGCUCUCGCCCGCGGCGUGGGCGGAGUACGUGUGAGGCUUGGAGCCGGCUGGAGGUCUGA
Molecule: messenger RNA, 4197 nt
Organism: Prorocentrum cordatum
Lineage: Eukaryota; Dinophyceae; Prorocentrales; Prorocentraceae
Source: the annotation of a GenBank genome assembly